Messenger RNA from Diuraphis noxia (Russian wheat aphid), 594 nucleotides. Its product is annotated as leucine-rich repeat-containing protein 51-like. Gene Ontology annotation, molecular function: protein binding. The record is from RefSeq and is a predicted model, not a curated record. Lineage: Eukaryota; Metazoa; Arthropoda; Insecta; Hemiptera; Aphididae.
AUGAAGUCGACGAAAGUGCCAUUCUCGUACAAACGGGCUAAACCGCUGGACCUGUCGUUCGAAGACCUGGAGUCCCUGGUUCCUAGCUCACUGCGCGUGUUCUCCACGGGGUUUGUAAGUUCGUACCGGAUGUUGGGCGUGCCGGCCCAGCGCAACGGCCGGUACAAGACGGCGUCGCUGUUACUGAGCCACAACCGGUUGACCGGUGGCCUGAAAGACAUCCGGCUGCUGGUCGACAGGCUGUUCCGGCAGCCGGACGCACUCUGCUGGCUGGACCUGUCCCACAACCAGCUGACCGACGUGUCAGACGUACUGCUCGGGUUCCCGAAUCUGAGUACGCUGUACCUGCACCACAACCGGUUGGCGAGUUUGUGCGCCGUGGCCCGGAUCAAUCGGCUGCCCAAACUCAGGUCGUUGACGCUGCAGAACAACCCGGUAGCCGAGUGCCACRGUUACCGGAUUGCGGUCCUGUCCGUGUUGAAGCGGAUCACCCGGCUCGAUUUUGUCAGCGUGACGGACAGCGAGAGGCGCCUGUUGCCACCCAUAGCUUUGGGAAGUUUCAUCAAAGACUAUUUAAUGCCCCAGAAAUUUUGA